Messenger RNA from Dermatophagoides pteronyssinus (European house dust mite), 1488 nucleotides. RefSeq lists its product as uncharacterized. The record is from RefSeq and is a predicted model, not a curated record. Lineage: Eukaryota; Metazoa; Arthropoda; Arachnida; Sarcoptiformes; Pyroglyphidae.
UAACGAAUGAAAAGAUUAUCCUUUAAAGAUAAUAAACGGCUAUUUUUACAUUUGUUGUUGAUGAUGAUAGUUGUUGUUAGCAUGAAUAAUGUUUGGAUGGUUAAUGGUGAUAAAUCAUUCAUUAUUAUACAUGAUAGUAGUGAUCAUAAUAAUGAUAAUAAUGAAAAUCAAAUGGAAUGGGAUACAAUAAGAUAUCCAUAUAAAACGGUUUAUGGUAUACCAAAAUCAUUAAAUUGUGUACAAUCAAUACAACAACGUUUUUAUCAAUGUGAAAAAACAUCACAUUAUGAAUGGAAAAUUAUGAUUGAUGAAUAUUUUACAGAAACAAAAAAAUUUUGCUGUUUCAUUUGGAAUACAAUGGAUUGUGAAAUACCAAUAAUUGCUGGAUGUAAUCAAGAAUAUUCACAAAAAUUACAAACAAAUACAAAAGAAACAUUUGAAAAAAUAUGUAAUGAAAUCGAUUACGGACCAAAUAGUUUAUCUUGUUGGUUUACUGAAGCAAGAAUAACAGCUAUAGCUAUUAUUAUUACAACAGUAAUAACAUUUCUUAUUUUGGUUUGUACUUUUAUACAAUUAUCACGUGCACAGAAAGCAAAAGAAGCUAUAUUAAAAAAAGCAAAAGCAAUACCAGGUAAACAGAUGACAACGAUGAAAAUUGAACAAACAAAAACAACAACAACAGAAGCAGAAGAAGCAGCAGCAAAAUUUGCAGCGAUGACUGAUGAAGAAGCGAUUAUUUAUCUGAAAAAAGAACAUUUUAUGUUGGAUGAUAGUGAUUAUGAACCAACCAUAUAUGGAACAAUAUCGAAUGCAUCAAGAACAUCAUCAAUAUCAUCAAAAAAAACAACAGCAUCAUCAAUUAAACAAGCUAAAAAUCCAAUAGAUGAUAGUGAUGCUAGUACUGUUUAUAAUUCACGUUUAAGCGAUAGAGAAAUUUUAAAACGAUUUAAAGCAUUACGUGCAAGAAUGCCAGAAUCAAGAAGUAGACCAACAGAAAUACCCGAAUCAAUACUAUUAGAGCAUUCAUCAGCAACACCAAUAUUUUCACGUAGUUUAAAAGUUGAAGAUGGAGUAACAUUAGGAGAACCACAAUUACGAUAUGUAAAACCAUCGGCACCAUCAUUAACAUCAUCAACAAGAUCAACAAUAUUACAAGCAUCAUCAAUGGAUUCAAUAGUACCAUUAUCAUCAACACAACAACAACAACAACAACAACAACAACGACUAAUAGAAUUACCAUCACCACCAGCAUCAUCAACAGCAUCAUCAUCAAAUGGAUUGAAAUUUAAUUUUGACAUCAAUCGUGGGAGUAAGGGUGCAGAAGAAGAACCAUGGUGGUUUCCGUAUUUUUUUCAGGAAUCAUCAGCAUCGCCAUCAGCGUCACCAACAUUCACACCACCACCAUCACCACCACCAUCAUCAUCAACAGAGUUACAAUAUCCGGUUAUAUUGAAUAAUAAUAAUAAUAUUAAAAAUCCAAAUAAUAUU